AUGACUCUAUCCCUAUCUAUUCCUCCCAAAGGGCAAAGUCCUUUGCGAUGGUCGCGUGCCGGAAGCAGAGACGGCCUGGCCUACGGCUGCCUGCUGCGCAACGAACUCUUAGACGCCGACAUCGACGACGUCCGAAUGUCGUACGACGGCUGCGACGACAGGACGUCGUCGUCGGCGGCGCAGAGCAACGCCAACAAUAUCGGAGCAGCGAACGGAGCAGGAGUAGCCAACGGCAUAGGAGGAGCGCCCUGCGGGCCGCCGCUGUUCCGGUAUCGGUCGCCACAGAAACAGGAUGUACCAGGAGCAGCACCCUAUUCCCUAUCGCCGGUCAGUGCCAAAUCGCAACGCCUGCUCCGAUCGCCCUGCAAGGCGACCAGAAAGAUCUCGAAGAUCCCUUUCAAAGUCCUGGACGCACCAGAAUUACAGGACGAUUUCUAUCUGAAUCUGGUUGACUGGUCAGCCCUUAACGUCCUCAGUGGAUUGGGCAGCUGCGUUUAUUUGUGGAGCGCCUGCACCAGCCAGGUGACUCGUUUAUGUGACUUGAGCUCUGAUGGCAAUGCAGUUACAUCUGUGUCGUGGAAUGAGAGAGGAAAUUUGGUGGCGGUUGGAACACAUCACGGUUACGUAACGGUUUGGGACGUUGCGGCCAACAAACAGGUUAACAAAUUGCAUGGACAUAGUGCGAGAGUUGGUGCCUUAGCAUGGAAUGGUGAUCUUUUGUCUUCGGGCAGUCGUGAUAGGCUGAUUUUACAAAGAGAUACGAGGACACCAAGUGUGGUGCCCGAACGAAGACUUGCAGGUCACAGACAAGAAGUAUGUGGUCUAAAAUGGUCUCCAGAUGGACAAUAUUUGGCAUCAGGUGGAAAUGAUAACAGAUUACACGUUUGGAGUGGCAAUGCAAAUUCAAUAAACUCCUCGAGUCCCGUACAAACUUAUGCAGAACAUGUGGCUGCUGUUAAGGCAAUCGCCUGGUCACCUCACCAUCAUGGACUUUUGGCCAGCGGAGGUGGAACUGCUGACAGGUGUAUCAGAUUUUGGAACACGUUGACUGGACAACCCAUGCAGUGUGUAGAUACAGGAUCUCAAGUGUGCAACCUCGCCUGGUCAAAACAUAGCUCGGAGUUAGUUUCAACACACGGAUAUAGCCAGAAUCAAAUACUGGUUUGGAAAUAUCCUAGUUUAACUCAGGUUGCCAAAUUAACAGGACACUCCUAUCGAGUCCUGUAUUUAGCCUUAAGUCCUGAUGGUGAAGCCAUCGUCACUGGUGCUGGGGAUGAAACAUUAAGAUUUUGGAACGUAUUUUCCAAAGCCAGAAGUCAAAAAGAGAAUAAAUCUGUACUAAAUCUAUUCACUAGCAUACGGUAAACGAAAUUAUAACAUGUGUGGAUAUACACACAUAACAAUAUAUAUAUAUAUAUAUAUAUAUAUAUAUGUAUAUAUAUAUAUAUAUAUUUGUGUG
Molecule: messenger RNA, 1459 nt
Organism: Ctenocephalides felis (cat flea)
Lineage: Eukaryota; Metazoa; Arthropoda; Insecta; Siphonaptera; Pulicidae
Product: fizzy-related protein homolog
Biological process (GO): anaphase-promoting complex-dependent catabolic process; positive regulation of anaphase-promoting complex-dependent catabolic process; positive regulation of ubiquitin protein ligase activity
Cellular component (GO): anaphase-promoting complex
Molecular function (GO): ubiquitin ligase activator activity; protein binding; anaphase-promoting complex binding
Source: RefSeq, a predicted model, not a curated record